AUGCCCAUCGGUCCACCUUCUUCGCCUGUGAGCAAUGCCGGGAGCGCAAAAGAAGAUGUAACAGAGCCAGGCCCAAAUGCUCGUCGUGCAUCGUUCUGGAUGUGGAGUGUUUCUAUACACCGGCUUCAGCUUCUCAGCCGUCACAUGCAAGAAUUCUCCAACAUUCGAGAGAGGUUGGAUUAUAUUGCACCAUUGGUUAAAGACCUCGGGGCUCCGCCUACAUUCUGGAAACACGCCCCGUAUCUCCAACCACAGGCUCCCCCCAUCACCAUCAAAUCCCAAUUCCUAAUGCAGAUGGUUGGAUUGCGAUUAGAUUUUCCGGCCUUUGUCUAUCGUCUAGAAGAAGCCACACCGUAUAUUCCCGCGGCCUCCGUGGAGGGUAAGCUGCUCAGACUAUCAGAGGAAAAAGUUACCGCGGUUAUACGCAUAUUCACAGAGGAGGUUCACGUGUGGUACCCCAUCCUCCAUCCGGACAUCACCAAUCACUUCUUUGAGACGAACAGCUCAGGUUUCCCACCUUCAACCAAGUCCUGCUCAUGUCUCCUCGUUGCAUCAAUCGCGUUUAUACUGAGGAAGGCACAAUCAGAGUCUAUCUAUUCUGAAGCUGCCUUGUCAAUGGUUCCGAUAGUGCUCCAAGAGGACAGUGUGGUCAGUAUUCAGUGUUUAAUUCUCUUGAGUAUACACUUUGCCUGUCGAGUGCAGCCACGGCAAUCCUACGAUUAUAUCCGAAUAGCCUCCUUCCGUAUACACUCUCUCCUUAGAAGUGAGAUUUCCAUGCAUUUAAACUUAUCUACAGCGUACAAUCGGCGACGACCUGGUGGCUCUUAUGCCCCAAUUCCCUUUACCACCAAUGACAAGUCUUGGGACAUCCUCGCUGAAUCAAGUCCGUCUAGCUCAUGCUUGACUCCGUCACCAGAUACUCCUAGUCAAUCGCAGCAUUAUCCCCUCGACUUUACCAAAGAACUCCACUUACAACAAUUGUUAGACAAGUGCAUGGACUCAGCGACAGGAGAUUCAUACCCUAUCCACCCAACUAGUAUAUCCUCUGCGGAGGAAAGGCUCAGUUUGCAACAGUUAUUGGAUUCUCUGCCACCCAUACCGCCGUUCAGGGUGACUUCAAUGCCCCAGGAUAUAUCCACUCGCCACCAGCACGGUACUCUGCUUCGGGCGAAAUAUCACGCAUAUGAGAUCUCCAGCUACUGGCCGGCAAUAUACCGUGCCACUCUACUUAAAUCUGCUGACUCAGAGCUACUACCUUACGGUCCACUCUUCGUUGAAUCGAUAGUAAGCUUCUUGGGUACAGCCAAUGUCGCCGGUCGGUCAUGUAUCCCGAAGUCCUGGUCACUUUGUGCAAGCCUUUUUAUCGUGUCCAUGGUAGCUGUUUGGACAGUAGACAAUCUGCGCCUCCAAAGCCCGUUUCUACCUAGGCUCCGGGGAUAUCUCAAAGAUACCUUGGAUACUCUUAAGCAAUUUAGCGAGCUUAGCCCGUCAGUGAAAUACAUGGCAGAAGUGCUAGAGAACAGGUUGCAGGAGAUUGACGUUCUGUAA
This is a messenger RNA of Talaromyces rugulosus, 1548 nucleotides long. RefSeq lists its product as uncharacterized. Bases 1 to 1548 code for a protein of 515 amino acids. The transcript is spliced from 5 exons. The record is from RefSeq and is a predicted model, not a curated record. NCBI's taxonomy places the organism in Eukaryota, Fungi, Ascomycota, Eurotiomycetes, Eurotiales, Trichocomaceae.